Messenger RNA from Chaetomium fimeti, 1508 nucleotides. RefSeq lists its product as uncharacterized. NCBI's taxonomy places the organism in Eukaryota, Fungi, Ascomycota, Sordariomycetes, Sordariales, Chaetomiaceae. The transcript has 3 exons. The record is from RefSeq and is a predicted model, not a curated record. Gene Ontology annotation, biological process: aromatic amino acid biosynthetic process. Gene Ontology annotation, cellular component: cytoplasm. The coding region runs from base 212 to 1345 and encodes 377 amino acids. Gene Ontology annotation, molecular function: 3-deoxy-7-phosphoheptulonate synthase activity.
CCCUCACAGCCCCUACAGCUUCGCCCCGCUCCCAAUUCUACCUAGAUAUUCCCCGACAUAUCUGUCGAGCUCUUCUUGACUGCUUGAAGCUCCAAUUUGUCCCGCCAGCCUCCCCUAAGGUCUCGAGAGCGCAAUUCACACCGUGCUCUUGCUUUUCUUCGAAAACACGCCCCUACCUAUUCGCCCGAUAUCCUCGACAAAAUUCUUCACAAUGUCCGGAGCCGAAAUGGCGCCCCUCCAGGCCGAUGACAUGCGAGUGUUGGGCCAGGAUCCCCUCAUCCCGCCUGCCCUGCUCAUUUCCGAAGUUCCUAUGCCCAAUGCCGCCCUCGAGACCGUUAUCAAGGGCAGACGGGAGGCCGUGGGUGUAAUCAUGGGUCGGAAUGACCGCUUGUUGGUCAUUGUUGGGCCCUGUUCCAUCCACGAUCCCGCCACCGCUAUCGAGUAUGCCACCCGCUUGAAAGAACUCUCGGACAAGCUCUCGGACGACCUCGUCAUUGUGAUGCGCGCCUACCUCGAGAAGCCGCGAACCACGGUCGGCUGGAAGGGCCUCAUCAACGACCCCGACAUCGACGAGACCUUCAAGAUCAACAAGGGUCUCCGCGUUUCGAGACAGCUCUUCUGCGACCUUACCUCGACCGGUAUGCCUAUUGCGACCGAGAUGCUCGAUACGAUCUCCCCGCAAUUCCUCGCCGACUUCAUCUCGGUUGGUGCUAUUGGUGCGCGGACCACCGAGAGCCAGCUGCACCGGGAGCUGGCCUCCGGCCUCUCUUUCCCCGUAGGAUUCAAGAACGGAACCGACGGUAGCCUCGGCGUCGCCAUUGACGCUAUUGGCGCGGCGGCCGCCAGGCAUCACUUCAUGGGUGUCACAAAACAAGGCCUGGCCGCCAUCACCCGGACGAAAGGCAACGAGCACGGCUUCGUCAUUCUGAGGGGCGGCUCCAAAGGCACCAACUAUGACAAGGCGAGCAUCCAGGCCGCAAAAGACACCCUGGUCAAGAAGGGCCAGAAGAUGGCGAUCAUGGUUGACUGCUCGCACGGCAACUCGAACAAGGACCACAGGAACCAGCCGAAGGUUGCCAAGACCGUCGCCGACCAGCUCCGCGAAGGCGAGAGGGCCAUCAUCGGCGUCAUGGUUGAGUCUAACAUCAACGAAGGCAACCAGAAGGUACCCGCCGAGGGCCCCUCUGCGUUGAAGAAGGGCGUCAGCAUCACGGACGCCUGCAUCAACUGGGAGUCGACCGUCGAGGUUCUCGAGGACCUCGCGGCCGCUGUUAGGGAACGCAGGACGCUGAUUGCGGGCGCCGCGAAUGGCUCGCCCAAGACGACAACCCUCGAGGAGGACUAAGCCAUCCCUUUUGUUCGGUUAUAGUGACAAGAGUGACGAGGGUAAAAGUGCUCCUAGUCUUCUAGACGGUUUACCGAGGUUGUUUCUUGGGCGAUAAAAAUGUGAUCGAGAUGAGCAUGGCCGCGUGUCCCACGGUUGGAAAAGGGGUAGAUAACGUAACCGG